AUGAAAGCGAAUCCGAAAGCCCAACCGCAUCUCCCGCAGAACACCGCGCCAUCACGCUCAUCGUCCCGCUUCCUGGAAAUCGCGGAACAGAAAGAAAAGCUUCGCGAUGAAAUGAACUUCGAGCACAAGCAAGAACUCUAUUCCCUCAUUACGUCUUCAAAUAAUUUGGAUAAAGAAAAGAAACACCGGGAGGAACCUCACACCCUCCUGUCGCGCCUCUCCCGCGGGUCCCUGAACGACCGCCUGCAGUGGAUCUUCACCUUGUACGACCUCAACGGCGACGGCUGCAUCACGCGCCAGGAGAUGACGGACGUGGUGCAGGCGGUGUACGACCUCAUGGGCAAGCAGACGGACACGCCGGUGGACGAGCAGACGGUCGGCCAGAAGGUCGAGAUGCUGUUCACGACGCUGGACCUGAACAAGGACGGCGUCAUCACCCUGGACGAGUUCACGGAGGCGUGCGCGCGCGACAGCACCAUCGUGUACAACAUCGACGCCAUGCUCCACUGCGACAUCGCCGUCCUCAACUCGAGCGACGUCUCUUCUGACGUCACGUCUUCGGAUCCCCCUCCGCGAGCCAUCAGGAGGUGA
Molecule: messenger RNA, 591 nt
Organism: Penaeus vannamei (Pacific white shrimp)
Lineage: Eukaryota; Metazoa; Arthropoda; Malacostraca; Decapoda; Penaeidae
Source: RefSeq, a predicted model, not a curated record